AAGUACAAGAGGUCGUUCCUCCUGCCACAUCUCCGUUUGGCCGACGAGCAGCAUGGCGCUGGCCGCGGUCUCGUCCACCGCGUCCAUCUUCGUGCUUUUCUGUGUGAUUAAUGUGCUCAAUUACGUGGACAGAGGCAUCAUUCCAGGCGCUCCGACCCAAUUCCAGUACUUUAUCAAAGAUACCCUCCAUACGUCCAUGACGGAGGAAGGGUUCUACCUCGGGGUGCUCGCGUCGGCAUUCAUCACGAGCUACGCUGUCUUCAUCGUACUCUUUGGGUAUUUGUCCAUCACGAUGCGUCCUUUUCGACUGAUUGGCAUCGGAUUGAUCAUCUGGUGUGCGGCGCUCGUUCUCUGCGGGUUGGCACAACACGCCAAGAGCUUUUCCUUGCUGCUCUUCGGUCGAGUUCUGAGCGGCAUCGGCGAGUCGUCCUUCCAGUGCAUUUCCCCUGCUUUCAUCGAUGAUCAUGCCCCUGCGUCUACCCGUACGCUUUGGAUAGGCAUCUUCUUCACAGGCACUUCGGUUGGCACGGCCAUCGGGUACGGUUAUGGCGCGUUCUUUGCUCACUCCUCGCUCGGGUGGUCCACAGCGUUUUACUUGGCAUCGUUUCUCAUGUUGCCGCUUGCUCUGCUGUGUUUAUUUGCCAUCCCACGCCACUUUGACACUCCAAGUAUCGCCUUCACCCUCGUGGAAGGUCAUGCAUUGUGCUUUGUAGGCAAACCAUCGGCGAUCAAGGACUCUGUGGACGAGACCAGCCACUUGAUCACGCCCGAGGCAUGUUCUAAAGCGAUGCAGCCACCGUCGAUCGUGCAAGAGGCGGUCGAUGUUCUCACGCAACCGAUCUUCAUCCUGACCGUGCUCGGGUCGGCCGCAUUCACGUUUACGAUUGCAGGACUGGGGGUAUUCGGCCCGCUGUUUCUUCUUGGACUCGGUCUUUUUCAGUCCGAGACAGAAGCGUCCAUGAUGUUUGGCUCUCUCGUUGUCGUAAGCGCGAUGGUCGGCACUCCCCUUGGCGGAUACAUCUUGGAUCGGUACUCGGUGAACGAAGCGCCUUCGCGCCGACAGUACCUCGCGCUUGUGGUCAUGACAAUUCUCAUGGCGGGUGGCGUCAUGCUUUGCCUCCUGGCGUGGGCCGUCCUCCCCGCCAAGGGCCCGUUCCUCGUGCUCAUCACGUUGUCCCUCAUCUUUCUCUUUGCCACGCCUUCGUGCACUGCCGUCGCCGUUCUCCUCUGCGUGCCGUCCUCCCGGCGCAACUUUGCCGUCGGUAUCUCGACGCUCCUCGUGCAUGUUUUUGGCGACGUGCCAUCGCCACUCCUGCUCGGCAUGCUCAAGGACAUCUACGCCCCACACUGCGGCAGCGUCGAAGUCGACGGCCAGAUCGGACUCAACCCAGAUUGCAGCCAAGACCAAGCCGGGUUGAGGCUCACGUUCCUCGUCCCGAUGCUCUGGCUGCUCUGGACAGUCCUCACGUGGUCAGCCGCCAUCUUGGUCGCGCGAUUCCGUCUGCCCCGUCGAAAUUGACCUCACCACGCAAUAACUUAAUGCAUCGAGUUUACGACCUGGG
Aphanomyces invadans is the source of this 1562-nucleotide messenger RNA. RefSeq lists its product as hypothetical. NCBI's taxonomy places the organism in Eukaryota, Oomycota, Saprolegniomycetes, Saprolegniales, Verrucalvaceae. Gene Ontology annotation, molecular function: transmembrane transporter activity. The record is from RefSeq and is a predicted model, not a curated record. Gene Ontology annotation, cellular component: membrane. The coding region runs from base 53 to 1519 and encodes 488 amino acids. The transcript is spliced from 4 exons. Gene Ontology annotation, biological process: transmembrane transport.